Messenger RNA from Strongyloides ratti, 867 nucleotides. RefSeq lists its product as hypothetical. NCBI's taxonomy places the organism in Eukaryota, Metazoa, Nematoda, Chromadorea, Rhabditida, Strongyloididae. The record is from RefSeq and is a predicted model, not a curated record. The coding region runs from base 1 to 867 and encodes 288 amino acids. The transcript has a single exon.
AUGACAGAUCAACAUAGAUUAAUAUACUGGUUUGGGGGUGGAUUAAUGAUGGGUCCAAAUUUUUCAGAAGUUACCCAGGAAUCAUGUCAAAAUAAUAUAACGAGUAACAGGCCACCAUAUAAAAGAAAUGCUGCUUUAAGAAUGAAUUGGUUAUAUACAAUUGAAAAAAAACCUGUGUAUUUAAAUACAGGAGUUGCAUCAUUAGCAAAACUAAUAUUUACAUAUCCUAAAGAAUUUUUAGAAUAUUGUAAUACAAAUUGUUUCUCAACUAAAGAAAAAAAUGGACUGUUAUUGGCAUGUAAUAAAUAUUUAAAGUUUGAUAGUAGGACAAAUCAUUUUUCACCUGAAAAUUAUCGAAGGCAAAAAAGUGGUGCUAAAUUUUUUCAAUGGAGAAUUGGUAAUUCAAAGAUUCAUAGAUGUUCUUCGAUAACUUUUUGUAACACAAGUAUAAAAAGUGCUCCUGAUAAAAGUAAUAAAAAAGAAAAACCAAUAUACGCAAAUAACAUACAAAAUUUACUUAAUGUAUCCAAAAAUAAAUGUAAUACUACAAGUGCUCAUAUAGAUGAUUCAAAAAAAAAAUCAGUAAAAUUUUCUUCAAAAUCUGUAACCACUGAAAAUAAAGAAGAUGCACUUGAUUCAUAUAGUAAAUGGUUAAUUGAAAUGAAUAAAAAAGCUUCAAUAAAAAAAAAUUGUAAAAACAAAACUGAUGAAAAAUCUCAUCCAGUUUAUGAUGAUUUGGAUGAUUUAAUUAAUAAUGUUGAUGCAUUUGACUUAAAAGAAGAUAAAAGUAAUAAAACAGAGGAAGGAUCAAAUCCUACUAACAAAAAUUUAACGGUUGAAAAAGAUUAUAAUAAAGUCAAAAAAUAG